Chroicocephalus ridibundus (black-headed gull) is the source of this 831-nucleotide messenger RNA. RefSeq names its product EF-hand calcium binding domain 9 (gene EFCAB9). Gene Ontology annotation, biological process: flagellated sperm motility. Gene Ontology annotation, cellular component: sperm principal piece; cytoplasm. Bases 1 to 831 code for a protein of 276 amino acids. The record is from RefSeq and is a predicted model, not a curated record. Gene Ontology annotation, molecular function: calcium ion sensor activity; calcium ion binding. Lineage: Eukaryota; Metazoa; Chordata; Aves; Charadriiformes; Laridae. The transcript has 6 exons.
AUGAGCAUCACCAUUGCAUUGACCAUGACAUCCCAGAGUGAGCAGAGUCCUCAGCAGCACGCGUUAGCAGUGGGCAUUGCGGCCCAAGGAGAGGAAGCAAGACUACGUACAGCCCAGCGUUUUAAAUGCUGGCUUACAGGGGGUCUUGUCAACCAAAUAUCCCGCUUGCUGCCGGUGAGAAACGCUGCGGCACUGGCAGAGCACGUCCAGCUCCUGGAUGUUCAUCGAAAGAAUGACCUGAACAAUCUGCAGUUUUAUUGCUUUCUCCCAUAUGCGACAAACCUGAAGAAGGACCAGAUCAUGCCGCUGUUUGACUUGCUGGACCGAAACCUGAGGGGUGCAGCACGUGCCGAUGCCCUUCAGCCUCCCCAGCAUCACCGACAGCCCAUGCUGGGAGAGACCGGUGCCUUUUCAGGGAAAAGCAGCGAGGAUGGCAGGCUGCGGCGAGGGAGAGGGGUGAACCCUCUCGAAAAGCCGUUCGUCCCCCAGCACGCCAGACCUGCCUUUCAACUGCUGGAUGGGGAUGGGGAUAAUCUGGUUGACUUUAAUGAGUUUGAAGCCACAAGGUUUCUCUUCAACAUCCAGAAAGCGGAACUUAAGAUAUUCAAGGUCUUUGAUAUUUCUAGGGAUGAUCCGCUCAACUAUAGGGAAUUCACGAUGUUUGCAGUCUUCCGCACUGACAAACAACAACAAAAAGAGGAGAGGGACCAUGAACAGCCUCCCAGCAGAAUCAGCGACCUCCCAGCAGACCAACAAGAACCCUUUACCCAGCUGGCAACAACAAGCCUCGCUUCUCCAUCCCCCUGGGCUCAGCUUACAGCCGCCAGAUAG